AUUUGACUUUGACGUUGACAAUCGUCGAAAUCGAGCUACCUUCAAAUAAAUGCGAAUUAUUGUGUAAAUUCUAGAAAAGUUUAGAAAAUACUGAGUAAUUGUUCGUGAUUCAACUUGUAUUUUCUUCUCUUGCAUCGGACGAACUAGCAAAUUUUUCGUAUUUAUUCGAGUGAGAGUUGCACCAGUGAGUGUUUGAUCAAAAGUUUGCAAUGGGUUCAAAUCCACCCAACAAUCAAAUUGCUGGAGCGCUGACCUAUCCAGCCUCCAGCAGCAGCAACGUUCAACGUCUUCCUGCACAGCCUCGCCAGCCCAGGAGUUUGCAAGGUCUUCUCAGAUUUGCGAUGGAGGCGACGAAAGCAGAAGAUGCUCCUGGGAAUUCAGAGCUGGGGCCUAUGGAUGAGGAGCGCCGUAGAUUCCUUGAGGAGGCGCUCAAGAGCCUCACGGUGAACGUAGCGGAGGUCCUGCAGAGGGCCAUCAAGGUGCUCACGGACCGGGAGAAGGUAGACAGCGUCCAGUUCGGGGAGGGGCUGCCGGAAGAUGUCGCGAACUCGUUUGACAAUCUGUCGGAGUACAUUGACGAUUUGGACGUCGCCAAUGACUUUUACAAAAUGGGCGGCUUUGCCAUCUUCCCGAUAUGCUACAGCAGUGAGAACGAGGAACUGCGCACCCGAGCCAGCGCGGUUCUGGCAGAACUGUGUCAGAACAACCCGUUCUGUCAGGCCAAAGCUUUAGAGUGCGGCCUGUUGGACGUUCUGCUGCAUCUGGUGCAGUCAGAGCGCGGACAGGCCCUUAUCAAAUGUCUGUACGCUAUAUCUUGUACAUGCCGCGAAUUCGAACCAGCGUGUCACGAUCUCAUAGAGAAGGGCGGAUGCGACGUGUUGGCUGAGCUGCUGACUGCGCACGAGGAAGCCGCCAGGACCAAGGCGGCCUUCCUCAUCAGAUACCUCAGCCAUCACUACCCUGAGGCCAAAGAUAGAUUUAUCCAGAACAAUUUGGUGGGAACAAUCACUGACCAGGUAAAAUGCGGUCGCGACUCCACCACGGAGCAUUUGCUGAGCAUCCUACACACUCUCAUCGAAGGUUCGGAUCCGAGGAUCCUCAGACAAUGCAGGGACCCCGCUAUAGACUUGAAGAAUGUUCUGGAAAACCAUCUCAAGAGUAAAGACCUCCAAGAUGAUACCUAUUUGGAGGAGAAAGAAUAUUGCCAACAGCUGUUGAGAGCGGUCUUUGAAAACUGUCCAGUAGAAGACUUGGAUGAGGAAAUAGCUGAUAGAUAGGGUUAAAGUUUAAUGGAAUGUUGUAACAUGAUCACUGUGACAGAUGUCAAAUGCUGACAUUUUAUGGUCUGUCUUUUUAUGUCAUGAUAAUUGUUCCAUCUUGCUGUCAUAGAGAUCAAGUUAUAUUGAUAAUGACUACAGUUGUGUUAUAAAAAACUGUAAUAAUUGUUUUAAAUAUGAAAUUCUUAAUUUAAUUUUGAAAUUCGUAAUCUCCAGUAUAAGAUUUUUUUUUUAAUUCGUAAUGGCCAGCUUUCUAUUUUCUGUGCUGGCAAGUUAUUAGAGAUUGUUUUUUUUUAUUUAUUAUCAAAAGAAAUGCAUAAAAUGCCGAUCUCAAAAGACAUGAAGGCUUCGUUGCCGAGUACAUUUUUCUUGACGGCCAGCGUGGGCGAAAUUACUUUUUAAUAUAAUUUUUUUUAAAGAAAUCACUAACGUAGGCUUUAUAAAAUCUAAACUGACGCUUUUAAAAUGAAGUGGUGUUUAGCAAAAGCCCGAUUUGAGUUAAUAAUAAUUGUUUUGUUAAUCUUCAAAAUUAAGCAUAAACAAGAAUGAUUCAUAAAACUUUCCAAUGGGAGCUUCUUUGAAAUUUUUCUGAAUCUUCUUCUAUGACGCGUUAUUUUUAAUUUUAUUUAAUUAAGCGAUGUAAAUAAUUCCUGCAAACAAUAAAAAUGUUUUCCUUUUAUACAUGA
Amyelois transitella is the source of this 1963-nucleotide messenger RNA. Its product is annotated as hsp70-binding protein 1. Lineage: Eukaryota; Metazoa; Arthropoda; Insecta; Lepidoptera; Pyralidae. The coding region runs from base 210 to 1277 and encodes 355 amino acids. The record is from RefSeq and is a predicted model, not a curated record. The transcript is spliced from 6 exons.